ACUCAGGUGAGUCUGAGUAUUGAGCAUUGAGUGAGACUUGAGCAUCGAGUGACGAGCGUGUUGAGCGCUGAGCGUGCGGAAAUUUUCGGGAACUUACAGCGUGUUGAACAGAACACGUAUUGACGAGGCAGGAUGCAGUCCAUCGCGAGGAUCGCCAUGUCCAUGAUUCUGGUGUCAUCGGCGUUUGCCGCCUACCAGACCAGCGCAAAGCUUCGGAGAGACGGCGUGUUAAACCUGUACCCUUUCCCAAGGGUGGGACGAGCACAUAAUACGUGGGAGAUCCCGAUCAAUGACUUCUAUUUAGAAUACAAGCCAGCAGAAAAACGCCAGCUGUACGCGUUCCCGCGCGUCGGCCGCAGCGAUGUCCGCGAACACCCUAACCUGUACCGACUGGAGGAUAUGUUCCGUCGCCAGAAUGAGAAGCGGGAAGGGGAAAAUGGGGACAGCACUGGCAUGUGGUUCGGGCCCAGGUUAGGACGCGCUUACAAGAGCGAAGAGGACUACCAAGCGAACAACGAGCACAGCGAGCCAGAGCACAUUGACCCCGAACUCGAAAGAAAGAAGAGACACACUAACCAAUAAGUUUCCAUCGACUGAAGCAACUCUUUACAGGCCAACUCUAACUUACACCGAUAUCAUUACAACAUCCGAAGGAAGUCAUUCGGUCGAAUCCUUCUAUAAUGUAAUACCUACCAUAAUCUGUAUUUAGUCCAUUACUUUCAUACAAUAGCCCAGGGUAGCCAAAUGCACAAAUGCUUACAAUAAUAUCGUUAUCGCAGCUUGCUGUUAUCGCCCUUCUGUAUCGGCGCCACACAGACAGACUGCGUUUAGAUUGGCGUUUAGCGUCAACCAUUGUCAUUCAGCUAAGCAGGUAAAGUCGCCGUCAAUAGAAUUUGUGAACAAUGUAAACAAACCUUGUAGUCAAAAUGUAUUUAAUUUCCAUUCUAACUCAUCAGAUACUGGCUAAAUCCAUGUGUUAUUUAAUCAAUUCAUAUUACAUUAUGAUCCCCAACCUUUAAUAUAAUAAAGUUCAUUUUAGGUUUCAACUCUCAAAUACUUCUAACGCCCUCGCGGGUGCUGCCUCAGCGUGCGUACCAUGACACGGACAAGGGCAGCAUUCACUUGGUAUAGAUACAUACAUUUCGUAUCAAAAGAGCUACGUGUAACAGUUGGCUUCGGCUCCCGAAGAUCCGGAACACCCAAUUUAUUUAUCGUCUGGCAAUAAAAUUAAGACUACAAUACACUGUAUAUACACUAUAACUAGUUCAUACUUAAUCUAAAUUUACAUUCCUCCAAGUAGGUGAUGGCUGCGCUCGCUGCGUUUUUAAAAUCUUCCACUGGGCCAUGGUACUUUGUCAGUGGGCACUCUAGGACAAGAUGCCGAACAGUUUGCUUUGGGCAUCCGCAUUCGCAACACUCCCGGUCGCUCCAUCCCCAUUUUUCCGGAGGUAGGCGCAAUGUUCGAUUCCCGACCCGUUCUCAAUCGGUUAAGCAUGCACCAGACACGACGUGAUUCAGUGAACCCAUACGCGCGGCUCUGCGGAACUAGCUCGAAGAGAUUAGGGGAGACGCCAGCCUGCGACCAUUCUUUGGACCAGGCGUCACUCAAGUUCCACACAGAGCGCGGUUGGAGGAUGAGGAGAUGCUUUCCGUGAUGGAAAAGACGUAUAAUCUGUUUUAUGUAAAUCAAUUGAGAUGUGUAAUGUAUAAAUAGAUGUAUAUGAGUAUAGUGCACUUUUGGUCGUGCUUGCUCAUAUCUGGAUUCAUUCGGAUAUCGUUCUGAUUUCGGUGUAUGUUUGGAUUGGCCUGUUAGUUUAAGACAGUUACACCUCCGCACGGUCUGCGUGCCAACGACUAUGUAUACAGGGUGGCUGGCUCUAGUGUACCUAAACAUAAAUUAUUUCAUUCGAUAAAUGUAUAAGAACAAAGUCAAAAUUCUUUGGGUGAAAUGUAUAAAAGACUUACUUUUGCUGUCAAUUACGAUACUUUUGAUGAAGACUAGAUUUCAACAAUUGUCGUCCUGAUAUUUAAAAGAUAUUGUCAAUUCUGCGUACUUGAAUUUAGGCACUGUGCGCUCAUCGAUGAUGAAUAUGACAUGGGAACUUGCAUGAACAAAAUGUUAAAAUAUGUCAUAGGUACCUUAAAAUGUUUAGAAUGAGUCAAAACUCUUGGUUGUUAUUGACGAGGAAUUGUAUUUCAGGCAAAAAGAGAUUAGGGAAGAAAAUUUAGGAUCUUGAUAAUAAUUUGUUAUUAUCUUGAUCAUAUUUAGGCAAAUUUUGUGAUUCUGGUCUGGUAUAUAUUUAUUCAAUAUUACUACUAAGAUGGCAUUGAAAUGGGAUGUUUUCAUAAAAUAUUAAAGUAAUAAUGUUAUUGAUACGUUGCAACAAUCGAUGGAUAAUGUUGCGUUUAGUUGAGAAAACUUCAUAAAAGUAACGUGUCCCCCAUAUAGGUUACUUUACCUUUCCAUGAGCUUAAUAAGACAAGUACUAGAGACUCGAACUUACAGUUCAUGUCACUCGUAAAUGGUUGGAAGCGAGAUGCACUGUGGGUCAAGUUUGUCUGAUCGUUCCGUCUUACCAUUUUGCCCAUUUCUUAAACACCCUGUAUAAUCACUUAUGUUAUUUAUAUUACGUAUACGAAAAGAAACGUUACCGUCAAGUUUAUUGUGACUUAUGUGUAUAUUCGCUAUUAUUAUAUAAUUAAUAUUAAUAUUAACUAGGAUAAGUUUUGCGAAGGCGGGCCCCAAGGCUGGAUGGAUUUUUUAUGUAAUCCAUGGGGCUACUUUCGUAAAUUUGUUGUUCAUAUUUAAAUAAAUUAUAAAUAGUGAUUGUUUAUAUGCGCCAGUUUAUUGAAACAAUAAAAGUGACGCUGAUACGCGCAAA
Leguminivora glycinivorella is the source of this 2882-nucleotide messenger RNA. RefSeq names its product CAPA peptides (gene CAPA). Gene Ontology annotation, molecular function: neuropeptide hormone activity. Lineage: Eukaryota; Metazoa; Arthropoda; Insecta; Lepidoptera; Tortricidae. The record is from RefSeq and is a predicted model, not a curated record. The transcript has 5 exons. Bases 133 to 582 code for a protein of 149 amino acids. Gene Ontology annotation, biological process: neuropeptide signaling pathway.